Molecule: messenger RNA, 1195 nt
Organism: Serpula lacrymans var. lacrymans S7.9
Lineage: Eukaryota; Fungi; Basidiomycota; Agaricomycetes; Boletales; Serpulaceae
Exons: 4
Coding region: 496-903 (135 amino acids)
Source: RefSeq, a predicted model, not a curated record
GAACCUUGAUGCUCUUCGAGGUUUCCUACUAUCCAGAUGGGCACGAGGCUCAUAUGGUUUGGGUUCUAGCGUGCUCACACCUGGAUCCCAACGCUUGUUUCUGACAUCUUAUUUCCCCAACCACGCCUGGAUUUCAAGCGAAGUGCACAUGUCCGCAGCUGUGCUCCUUGCCGUCAUCCGUUGUCCUUGCCGCGGACGUCCAUUAUUAAUCUUAUUUUCUCCCCUCGAUUAUGCUCUCCGUCCGGAGGCAGUCCGAACCUCUUUUUCGCGUCUUGUGUCUUUAACAAUGCAGCUUCGGGUUGAUCCCGCUGAUUGCACAGGAAUCGUCUUUCCCGAAAGGCGUGUCCAGGGUGAGGUAAAAAAAACGCUGCUUUCAGCGUAUAUAAGGCCCUCUUGCCUGGUAGUAAUAGGCUUUGAGUUUCUUCAACAUCUUAUCCUCUCGAACAUCAAAGCUCCACUCAUAUUUACGCUCAUCGUCCCGACUCCUAACGCAUAAUGUAUUCCUUUGCUCUUUUCUUCAUCACUUUGUGUAUGUCUUUGGUCGCGACGUUCGCGGCUCCGAUCGAUGUAAACUCUACGCUCGAAAAACGUAUCACGCAUUGGGGACGGGGAACUUGGUUCAACGUGGGGCUUGGAGCCUGCGGCGAAUACAACGUCAACAGCGAUCCCAUAGUUGCCAUCUCUUCCGAUAUCUAUGGAAGCGGAGGUAACUGCGGUCAGUGGGUGCAUGUCACCAAUACUGCGACUGGCCAAAGUGCUUAUGGCAUGACGCGCGAUGAAUGCCCAUCCUGCGCUGCAGGUAGCUUAGACAUGUCACCCGGUCUCUUUGAACAGAUCGGGGACCUUAACACCGGCGUUUUGUCUAUUUCAUGGAAUUUCAUGAACAAAGACUGGUCGCCAUAGACUUGCAAUCUCCCUUAGGGCCGCCAGCGCUAUCAUCGCUUUCUUUUUUUUCUAUUGGGCUUUUGGAAUAUUACGACAGACAUCAACUGAUGAUGUUAUAGAUGCGCAUAGGCGCGUUUUUCGCUUAGAAGAAACCAGAAGUACUUAUCCACAAUUUGUAUCUUUAUGACGCCUGUUAUUCGGUUGUUGCUUUUCUAACUUGGCUCAGGAAGCCUAUUAACGAAUAACUUAUAUGUAUCUGGCCUUUGUACUGUACCUUACAGAACAUGAAAUUGAUGACAUUUGGAAUAGA